Messenger RNA from Doryrhamphus excisus (bluestripe pipefish), 9383 nucleotides. Lineage: Eukaryota; Metazoa; Chordata; Actinopteri; Syngnathiformes; Syngnathidae. The record is from RefSeq and is a predicted model, not a curated record.
AGCUUAGAUGCAGUGUUGUUUACUUUAAAUAACUUUACAUGUGAAAGUUGACUUAUUUCUACCAAUCUCACUACAUUUCGGCUUUACUUUUACCCUUUACGUUUAAUGUCUUGCCGUUAUGAAAGUUGGUAAUGUGCCUCGCUGUAAUGGUGGGACAAACAGGACAAAAUAGGAAUGAUCCAAGUAUCAGGGAAUGGAUUUUCCUCCAGGAAGCAUGUACAAUACUUUGACAGAAGAAGUCUUGACAGAACUGGGACCAGUGGACCCUGAUUGGUUCAAAGUGCUGACCCAGCAAGCUUCAGCACUUGAGGGAAACGCCUCGGAUCAGGAGGACCUGUGUGCAAACCAGGAGGGAAAUUUCAAGACGCCUUUGGAGAAACCAGCAGUGGAAAGUCAGCUUUUUUCAACGCCAAAAGUAUUUAGACGCGCUUGUGUUUUUUCACCGGACACUGAGGACGAACAAGAAAAAGAAACGUUGCCAUGGGCAACAAGAAGCCCUAAUUGGUUUCAUCCAUCAAAAGAAACGGCACCGGGUUCAAAAUACGGAGAGGCAGAGCCUCACACUCACGACUUUUUUAAUCUGCUUUAUACACCGCAGAAAUCUCCACUUAGCUACACCCAGCACAUAUCUGAAAGCCUCGGCGCUAACAUUCACCCGGACAUAUCAUGGACCAGCUCCCUGAAUACGCCACCCGCUCUGCCAUCCACCUUGAUUUUGUCUAAAAGAGAUGAAAGUCCUUGCUCAGUGCCGUUCUUUGAGGACAAGAAUGUUAUGUUUGUUCGGAAGCUCUUCCCUUCUCUUUCAAAUGUAUCCGGAAAUGCCGCUACAUCGCCACACAGCAAUGACCCGACUGUGCUGGUACAAGAUGCCGAACCUCCAGAGUUUGGCCCUCAUCCUGACUCCCCAAAGUCUCCUCAAAAUUCCCAGAACCACAACAGUGACGUCUGGAGACAGAAGCUCCCAGACGCUAUCCAGGACGGGGAACUUCGCCGCACAGUCGCCAGUGUUCUUGAGGGGGCUGAAAACACGCUGUCAGUGUUUUUCACUAGCAGUCAUUCGCCACUGAGAAAGGUGAAAAGAAGCAAAAGGAGACUAUCCGUUCUGGCGGAAGAGCGUGACAGCAGUGCCGCAGACUCCAAGACUGCACCCAUCGAGCAAGGAGAAUCUGACGUGGAGGCAUGCGGAAUGCCCGCUCAAAAAAGUCCUGUGAAAAGUGAAGCGGCCGGACACUCCCAGUGGUCCCCAUUGAGGUUAUCUGAGAUUCCUGCCACCACCGUGGAAACCCGCGUCGCCGCAAUACGAGAUAAAUGCACAGCACAAAUGGGGAGUCAAUGUUUGUCUGAUCAGCCAGUCAGGUCAUCUUUGAUUAUACCCAACUCAGGAUUGAUCAGGAAAAAGAGGACAUUUGUUUACACCAUUGAGAAAGAAAGACUGAAGGACAGCUCCACACAAGGCUUUGACCUCCAUGGUGAGCAGAUUCCAAAAGCCAGGGAUGAAGCAAACGGUUUUAACUUCAGCAACAACCCUCAACAACAGGAAGAAGCGCCGCCUCCCUCUCAUCGCUCAAGCGCGCACGAUCUGGACAUGUCGCAGCUUUGCAGAGCAUUUGCGCAAGAUUUCAGUCAAACGUUCAACUCGGUCGCACCACCUAAAGCACCGCGGCGUCAUCCUCCUCGCGGCGAUGCCUUCUCUCCUUCGGCAUGUCUCACGGCAAUGAAGGUGGCUCGCCAGAACGCCAAACGGCAAGCGAGCCUCGAUGACUCCCACAAUGAGUCCAUCGUGGAGGGCGCGGCGGGUGACAGCGGCUUCCUGUCAGCCGGUGCUGACGUGUCGCAUGUGACUGCGUCCUCUGCUCUCCCGAGCUCGCAUAAACCGGGUCCAAGUCAACAACGGACCACCGCUUUGGAGUGUACGAGUAAAGACCCAAACUGUGAUGACGCAUCAGCUCAAACAUUUCUCAGCGAUCAAACCAUCAAAGUUCCUGCGUUGGCGUCAGUCUGUGUCCAAAACCAGCAUGACUCCCAGCUGACCGCGUCCCAGAAGGCCGACGUGACAGAGCUCUGCACGCUCCUAGAAGAAGCCGACAGCCAGUUUGAAUUCACUCAGUUCAGAACCGCAAACUCCAACCAAUCAGGCAAGGGAACCGGCACCAUAUCCCCGAAAGCAGACAAAGAACUUGACGCCGACUUUCUUUCCGGGAUAGAUUUUGAUGAUAGUUUUGAUGCAGAAAAACAAGCUAAUCUCGAACAAUCCUAUGUCGCAAGUAAACCUACGCUCGAUUCUUCGCCCAGCUUGAUUAAAAAGGAAAACAACGUGACUUCCGCUUCUUCUGAGUUCAUACCUGGAAGAGGCGGAUUCAAAACAGCUGACGGAAACAUUGUGAGGGAUUCCGAAACAUGUUUCAGCACUUGGAGGAAAAGUGAUGGAUAUCCGAGAAACCACCGGGAAGAAAAUCAUGUGACAUUUGGCAAUGACAGAUCAGUGGAUUCUAUUCAAGGUGACUUUUCAUCAGUCAAACCUGUUCAAAAUGCCCUUAAAAGAUUCGGAGAAACGGAUGCGUGUCCACGUGGUUUCCGGAUGGCCGGUGGGAAGACUAUUUCGAUUUCGUCCAAGGCGAGGCAAAAGGUAAAGGCUUUUUUUAAAGACUGCACUGAUUCAGAUGUAGAACAGCAUCUUGUGAGGACUGAACCUGUAACCAACGCCGCACCUUCUUCACUGGAUCCUGUUGGAUUCUGCACAGCCAACGGGAGGAACGUGGGGGUGUCAGCCGAAGCAAUCGUAAAAUCCAAACGUCUUCUGCAGGAGGAAGACGCAAGCACACAAACAAAACAAGGACCAGCGCUCCAUGCUGUAGACCAUCAGCCAAGCGGAUUCCAGACAGCCGGAGGCAAAACAGUUUCAGUGUCUUCCUUUGCUCUUAAGAAAGCAAAAUCCUUACUCGAUGGAGUUGAGGGUGAACCAAACUGCGAAGACGAGGACAAGAAGGCAAAAUCCGUCUUCCGUUCCUGCGAAGAUGAGGACAAGAAGGCAAAAUCUGUCUUCCGUUACGGCGAAGACGAGGACAAGAAGGCAAAAUCCGUCUUCCGUUCCGGCGAAGACGAGGACAAGAAGGCAAAAUCCGUCUUCCGUUCCGGCGAAGACGAGGAAAAGAAGGCAAAAUCCGUCUUCCGUUCCUGCGAAGACGAGGACAACAACGCAAAAUCUCUCUUCCGUUAUGGCGAAGAUGAUGACAAGAAGGCAAAAUCCGUCUUCCGUCCCUGCGAAGACGAGGACAAACCCAGCAACAUGUUCAGUAGUCCUCUUGUGGAGAAUCCCAAAAGUGUUACAGAUUUAGCCGAUCCCACCCAUGAAAUCCUGACAAAAGCGCCCGUUGGCUUCUGGACAGCCGGCGGCAAAAGAGUUUCGGUGUCUUCCUUUGCUCUUAAGAAAGCAAAAUCCUUGCUCGAUGGAGUUGAGGGUGAACCAAACGGUUCCAAGACCCUCCAUUCACGACCAAGCGAAGGCGAGUUCUUGUCUGCUCGUGGGAAGCAACGGUCGACCAGCUCUCUCCUUGAGGCGUCAUCCGUUCCCGGUGGAAUGAUGCUCGAAAUGGCAGGAAAUAACAACAACAACAUGGAAAAGACGGAAUCUUGUGUAGAUGUAGACUUUGUUACAAAUGUUCCCAAAGCCAAUGGACGCAGCGACAUUAAAAACCUGCAGUCUCCGUCGUUGGACAAUGCAAAUCAGUCUUCAACUCCACCGCCCUUCUCACCGAAGAACACCGGCUCUGGUUCCCGUAGCGACAGUGGAUUCCACGCUUCCAGCGUCUCAGCUAGUUUGCAAAACAACAAGGAGGACAUUUUGCAGAGUGUCGGCUUUCAGACAGCUGCCGGAAAAAGAGUUUCUGUUUGUUGUGCGGCUCUCAAGAAGGCAAAAUCCCUUUUCCAUUCUUGCGAAGACGAGGACAAGAAGGCAAAAUCACUCUUACGUUCCGGCGAAGAUGAGGACAAGAAGGCAAAAUCCGUCUUCCGUUCCUGCGAAGACGAGGACAAGAAGGCGAAAUCCGUCUUCCGUUCCUGCGAAGAUGAUGACAAAAAGGCAAAAUCCGUCUUCCGUUCCGGCGAAGACGAGGACAAGAAGGCAAAAUCCGUCUUCCGUUCUGGCGAAAACGAGGACAAACCCAGCAACAACAUGUUCAGUAGUCCUCUUGUGCAGAAUCCCAAAAGUGUGACAGAUUUAGCCGAUCCCACCCAUGAAAUCCUGACAAAAGCACCCGUUGGCUUCUGGACAGCCGGCGGCAAAAGAGUUGCGGUGUCUUCCUUCGCUCUUAAGAAAGCAAAAUCCUUGCUCGAUGGAGUUGAGGGUGAACCAAACUGCGAAGACGAGGACAAGAAGGCAAAAUCAGUCUUCCGUUCCGGCGAAGACGUGGACAAGAAGGCAAAAUCAGUCUUCCAUUCCGGCAAAGACGAGGACAAGAAGGCAAAAUCCGUCUUCCGUUCCGGCGAAGAUGAGGAAAAGAAGGCAAAAUCCGUCUUCCGUUCCGGCGAAGACGAGGACAAGAAGGCAAAAUCAGUCUUCCGUUCCGGCAAAGACGAGGACAAAGCCAGCGGCAACAUGUUCAGUAGUCCUCUUGUGGAGAAUCCCAAAAGUGUGACAGAUUUAUCCGAUCCCAUGAAAUCCGAUGAAAGCCUGACAAAAGCGCCCGUUGGCUUCCGGACAGCCGGCGGCAAAAGAGUUUCCGUUUCAUGUUCCGCUCUCAAGAAGGCGGAAUUCCUUUUCAGCGACUGCAAUCAAGAUGAAGACAAAUCCAGUGAAAAUCUGUUAAAUACUUCACAUUUGGAGAAUUCAACCCCCCGUGCAUCUACAUCUAACGGUGGUGGAUUCUGCACAGCCGGAGGCAAAAAGGUGCUUGUGUUUGAUGAUGCAAUGACGCCAGCAAAGACCCUUCUGGAUGAGCGCUUGGACAAACCACAGCAUCAUAACAACGUUGGCUUCCAGACAGCCAGCGGCAAAGGAGUCGCUGUUUCAUCUGCCGCUCUCGAAAACGCCAAAUCCCUUUUUAGUGGUUGCGAUGAAAAUGAAGAGCAAGUCAUUGAAAAUAUGUUAAGUGUGUUUAAUCCAGCAGAUUCAACCCCGUCCAGAAAUGGUGCUAAAAAGGUACCCGUGUGUGAUGAUGCAGCAAAUUCCCUGCUGGAUGAAAGCAUCGCAUUUGAGGGCUUGGACAAAGCGCAAUAUUGCAAAAAUGCCGGUUUCCAGACAGCCAGCAACAAAGGAGCGUCUGUUUCGUGUGCAGCACUCAAGACGGCGACAUCACUCUUUGAGUGCCAUGAAGACGAUGACAAAAUCUGUGGCAAAAUGACCUUGAAUGUCCUUGAAUCUGACCCCAAUGCAUCCACAUCCAAUAAUAAUGGUGGUGGCUUUUGCACAGCUAGUGGCAAAAAAGUUCUUGUAUCUAAUGAAGCAAUUGCAAGAGUAAAGUCCCUGCUGGAUGAAAGCGUCCCGGUUGAAGGCUCAGAUGACGCACCCCAACUUAAAGAUACCGGCUUUAAGACGGCUAAUGGCAAAGCAACAAUACUGCUAAACGAAUGCAACGAUUUGCAACACAAAACAAAUACUGCAUCCCAGCGUCCUCAACUCAACGACGCCCUCCUGAAUGUAAAAGCUCUUUUUGCAGAUGUCCCACUUCCAAAUAUAUCCAAUGUUACAGACAUGAAAGUAACCUUGAACACACCUCGAGUGGCGGCGCUCACUCAAGAUGAAAACUCACGUGAAGAAAAGCCAGAAGAUGCACACAAGGGCGUCCUCACGCGUCCGCAAAUGUUGCACUGUGAAGUCAAGCACAUGUACCAAAGAGACACCCUUAAGCUCCAAAGACCAGAAGAAGCUUCGGUGGUGAACUUUCAGUCCCUCGACAUGAGCGACUGCACUGAAACGCAGCAGAUAUAUCUGGCCCAGGAGGCACUUGACUGCACCAAAGCUUUACUGGAGGACGAGAGUCUUGCCGGAUCCGCCAUGACAUUAGAUCGUAUACAGCCAACGAGCUCUCACUCCUACAAGACAGCUGGGAAAAGAUCAGCAGAACAUGCUGGCUUGACCGAUCAGCCUCCUCUAAAAAGAAGCCUACUGGAAGAAUUUGACAGAACUGUCAACAGAACUCUCGACACUCCAAGAGGAUCAAGACUCUAUCCACAAACAAGUUCUCCAAAUGGUGUAAUGAAGGACAGGCCGGUGUUCAAGUACGGCGCCUCUCGUCGUCCCAACAUCACACGGCCACACAGAGAUGGGGUGAGCUACGUGGAGAUCACAUCGACACGGCGCAACUCAACAGCAGGAGGCAGCAGUUUGCCUUUUCCGAAGUCUCCUUCAUAUGCGCCUCCAUUUUUUAAGAAGAAACAGGCGCUGCAGAGCAACGUGUGCCGAAACGGCAACGCUAGCACGCCUCCGUCAUUUGUUCCUCCCUUCAAGAAACCAAGUAUUAUCCAGCAGAGCUCCACAAAAACUUGUGCAGAAGACGUGGACGUAUGUCGAUCUGCACACGUGAGCGGUAAGGACUUUCAUACCGCAGCGUCAGAACACCCUAAUCCUGUCUCCAAUCAGACCCCCUCCAGCUGUCAUGGAGCGGAGAAUAUAAACAGGAGUCAAGAAAUGAUGCUAGAGAACAACGAAUUGGCACGAGACAUGCAAGACAUGCGCAUCAUGAAGAAGAAGCGCCACCCAAUCCGACCGUUACCCGGUCGCUUAUUCCAAACUAAAACAUCAGGACUCGUAAGGACAUGUUUAAAAGAAGCGGUCGGUGGGAAGCCCCCGGUCAAGUACACCCAAAAAGAGCUGUAUGAAUAUGGAGUUCAUCGGCAUGUGUCACAGAUCACCAGCGAGACCGCCGAAGCGUUCCGCUUCAAUCUUCAACACUUCUACAAUAAGAAUGCCUUUGCAGAUAAAGGCGCCGUACGACUUGCCGAUGGCGGUCACCUCGUUCCCAGCAGGGACGGGACUGCAGGCAAAGAGCAGUUUUACAGAGCGUUGUGCGACACGCCCGGUGUGGAUCCCAAACUGCUGAGUGAGGAGUGGGUGUACAACCACUACAGAUGGAUCGUGUGGAAGUUGGCGUCGAUGGAGAGAUCCUUCCCUCAAACAAUGGGCAGUCUCUGCCUGACCCCGGAGAGAGUUCUCCUACAGCUCAAGUACAGGUAUGACGUGGAGGUGGACCACAGCCGCAGGCCGGCUCUGAGGAAAAUCAUGGAACACGACGACACCUCAGCCAAAACCCUGGUUCUCUGCGUGUGCGGGAUCGUCUCGCAGCAAAACCGCAACGAGGCCAAGCCCCCACAAGUGGGCAGCACCCGGGUCCAAGUGGAGAACCUGUGUUCAGUGGUGUGGCUGACAGACGGCUGGUACGCCAUCAAAGCCCAGCUGGAUGAACCGCUGAGCGCCAUGCUUGUCAAAGGUCGGCUGGCCGUGGGCGGGAAGAUCAUGGUCCACGGUGCUCAGCUGGUGGGGUCUCAGCAGGCUUGCUCGCCUCUGGACGCGCCCGAAUCACUCAUGUUGAAGAUUUUUGCCAACAGCAGUAGACCAGCACGCUGGGAUGCUAAGCUAGGAUUUUACCGAGAUCCUCGUCCCUUUCUGCUGCCUCUCUCCUCUCUGUACCCCAAUGGCGGGCCUGUUGGAUGCAUGGACGUGGUGGUGCUCAGAAGCUACCCCAUGCAGUGGAUGGAGAGGAAGCAAGAUGAAGGUGUCGUGUUCCGCUCGGCCCGUGCCGAAGAGAAGGAGGUGGCUCGCUAUAGCAGCCACAAACAAAAGGCCACAGAGAUGCUCAUUGCGAAGAUUCAAGCACAAUUUGAAGAGGAGGAGAAGGAGAGCCAACAUCAGAAACGGAGUCUCUGUCAUCAGGAGGUUUCAGGUCUCCAGGACGGGCAGGAGCUUUAUGAAGCAGUGGGAGAAGACCUAGCUGGCCUUGAGGCUCAUCUGAGCGCACAGCAGCUGGAGACCCUGCAGGCGUACAGGCGAACACUGAUGGAGAAGAAGCAGGCCGAGCUGCAGGACCGCUAUCGUCGCGCUCUGGAGAAGGCGGAAGACGGCAAAGCCGGCUGUCUUCAACGAGACGUCACCCCCGUUUGGAGACUUUGCGUCGCCGAUUCCUUGAAUCCAACUGGCAACAUCCACCAAUUGAACCUGUGGCGGCCGUCCUCUGACCUGCAGGCGUUACUGAAAGAAGGCUGUCGAUACAAAGUCUACAAUCUGGCCACUUCGGAUGGGCGGAAGCGUAGUGGUCUUGCAUCGGUUCAGUUGACCGGCACCAAGAAAACACUAUUUCAACAUAUCCAGACUUCUCCAAAAUGGUUGUCGGUGCGUUUUCAACCCAGAGUGUCCACCAACUUUGUGGACCUUCAAGACUCACAAUUCCAGCCUCUCUGCGGAGAGGUUGAUCUCACCGGAUGUAUCGUCACUGUUGUUGAUGGACAAGGUCCAUCUCCUGCGUUUUAUCUGGCUGACCAGAAACUGAACUUUGUUAAAGUUCGCUGUUUCAGCAGCCUGCUUCAAACCGGCUUGGUGGACGUGGUGAAGCCUCGUGUGCUGCUGGCGCUGAGCAACCUCCAGCUGAGAGGCCAGUCCCUUCAUCCCACUCCGGUUGUGUACGCUGGAGAUCUCACCAACUUCUCCACCAACCCCAAAGAAGCAUAUCUUCAAGAGUCCCUUGACGUGCUCAGGAAUCUGCUCCGGGACCAAAACGACUUCUUUCUCUCCGCCGAGGAGAAACUCUCACAUCUACUGAAGUCCAAUGUCCGCAGCUCCGUGUGCUCCCCUGCUGUGCCUCCUAAAACGCCCACAUUUGCUUCCGACAAUCAAUGCAUGAAGACAACAGCUCAUCAGCCAGUCCGAAGCCUGGGCUGCUUCACUCCUGCGAGCAGGAACCCUCCUUUGCCUGACAAAUACACAGAGAAAGACCCAAAAAGCUUGAAGAGGAGAAGAGCUUUGGACUUCCUCUCUCGUGUGCCGUCUCCUCCUCCUCCUCCGUUGUUCAAUCAGGGCCCAGGGGCCUCACCUGCUGUAAAGAAAACCUUCAAUCCUCCUCGCAGAUCUGGGACACCCAGCACUUUAAGAACUGUACAGACCCCAGCCCCUAAACCUGUCCCAGCCCCUGCAGAGGAGGAAUGGGUGAACGAUGAAGAGCUUGCCAUGAUUGACACGCAGGCCUUGCGUGUCUGUGAUUCCCAUUAAGGUGUUACCCACAGUAGGCUGUAUUAUAUUAUAUUAUAUUGUAAAUAGGUUAAAUAAAUUAUCUUUAAGGAUUUUUUACUUAGUUUUGUCCAUAAGGGGAUUGUGUUUGUUUUCAUUGUUUGUUUGCAUUUCCAGUGUUCAGUUGGUAAUUGCCGUUCUAGUUUUAAUGAGUGUUGCAUAAAAUAUU